This is a messenger RNA of Hordeum vulgare subsp. vulgare (domesticated barley), 699 nucleotides long. Its product is annotated as protein GAMETE CELL DEFECTIVE 1, mitochondrial. Lineage: Eukaryota; Viridiplantae; Streptophyta; Magnoliopsida; Poales; Poaceae. The record is from RefSeq and is a predicted model, not a curated record.
GGUGCUCCAGAAGAUAUGGUUUCCUUACAGUACUCUGCCCGUGAAAUGAAAUGCAGGAUCUUUGAUUCAGGCAACGCUGAUUUUGGCGAUUCUAAGAUUCCAGGCACUGGUGAGAUCAAAACCAAGCCGGAUGGUUGGGAAACUACCUCGAGGGGUCAGGACGGUAACAUAUGGGAGAUCUCACAGCGCGAAGAGGACAUUCUUCUCCAAGAAUUUGAGAGGCGCAUUGCUUUCAGUAAACAACAGAUUGCUAGCUUCAUCAAAACUCACAUAUUUAGUCGAAGACGGCCUAUUGACGGAUGGAAGUACAUGAUUGAAGAAAUAGGCCCCAACGCAAAAGGAAAGGGGAGUGUACAGAGACUGCCAAGUGUGACUGAUCCGGCCACACAGCCGUUCAGGGAGGAGUCACCUGCAAUUGCCUCUGCUGGUUCCUCUGCUUCCUCCUCUGGUACGCCCUUUAGAGGAAACCGGCAUUACUGAUGUUCAGUAUGCAAUCUCCUAUCGAUUUCGUUGGUAUGGUGGAAUGCAUCAAGGCUUUGUGGCUCCAAAAGUGAACUGGUAGCUAGUAGAUUCCUUGUGGAGAAACUUUGUGUAUUUUCUGGGUCAUAUAUGCUUCCUUGUGUACUGAUAGGCUGUUUUUUCUUUUCUUUUGAAAAUGGAUACGCUGUUUUUUAAAUACAUUGUUUUUGCGAACCUUUA